AGCUGAGGGGCCGCUGCGGGCCGAGCGCGGCUGAGCCUGCCCGCCCCCGAGCUCCACCGGCCGGCCGCCCCGCGCCCCCGUCGCGACCCCGCGCUCCGAGUACCGGGCCUGACGGCCGCGCGAGCCCGGGCGGGGAAGGCAGGGCCGGGCGGGCGCCGCCUGCGGAGAGGCCGGGGGCCGGCCUGCGUGGGGCCGCGCGGCGGCGGCGGCGGCGGCGACUCCGGCCGGGCCGGACAGCGCGGGGCCAUGGCCGAGGCGGCGGCGGCUCCGACUUCUGAAUGGGACUCUGAAUGCCUUACGUCCCUGCAGCCCCUUCCUCUUCCCACACCCCCAGCAGCAAAUGAGGCACACCUGCAGACUGCAGCCAUCUCCCUGUGGACAGUGGUGGCCGCCGUGCAGGCUAUAGAGAGAAAGGUGGAAGUCCACAGCCGGCGACUCCUGCAUCUAGAAGGACGGACAGGGACAGCAGAGAAGAAGCUAGCCAGCUGUGAAAAGACAGUGGCCGAUCUUGGGAACCAGCUGGAGGGCAAGUGGGCCGUGCUGGGGACCCUGUUGCAGGAGUACGGGCUGCUGCAGAGGCGGCUGGAGAACUUGGAGAACCUGCUGAGAAACAGGAACUUCUGGAUCCUGCGGCUGCCCCCGGGUAUUAAAGGGGAUAUCCCAAAGGUGCCUGUGACGUUUGAUGAUAUCUCCAUCUACUUUUCCACUCCAGAGUGGGAAAAAUUAGAAGAAUGGCAAAAGGAACUUUACAAGAAUAUCAUGAAGGGCAACUACGAGUCUCUCAUCUCCAUGGAUUACGCCAUGAAUCAACCUGAUGUCUUAUCUCAGAUUCAGCCAGAAGGAGACCAUAAUACAGAGGACCAGGCAGGGCCAGAGGAAAGUGAGAUUCCCACAGACCCCAGUGAAGAGCCUGGCAUUUCAACAUCAGAUAUUCUGUCUUGGAUUAAACAAGAGGAAGAGCCCCAGGCUGGGGCCCCACAGGCGUCCAAGGAGAGUGACGUAUACAAAGGCACCUAUGCUGAUGAAGAGCUGGUCAUCAAAGCUGAAGGCCUAGCUAGAGCCUCCCUGUGCCCCGAGGUUCCAGUCACCUUCUCUUCACCAGCAGCAGCAAAGGAUACUUUUUCGGAUGUGGCUUUCAAAAGCCAGCAGUCUGCAUCCGUGACAACUUUUGGACGUGCAGCCCCAGACCUGGCCGAAGCCUCCGAGGGACAGGUGACUUUUACUCAGUUGGGAAGCUACCCCCUCCCGCCUCCAGCGGGGGAGCAGGUGUUCUCAUGCCACCGCUGUGGCAAGAGCCUCAGCCAAGACAUGUUGCUGACCCACCAAUGUAGCCACACUGGUGAGCACCCCUUACCCUGUGCCCAGUGCCCGAAGCACUUUCCUCAGCAGGCCGACCUCAGCAGCAACUCCCAGGCCCAAACCGGUGAGACACCCCCAACCUGCCCUCACUGUGCCAGGACUUUCACUCACCCGUCAAGACUCACCUACCACCUCCGGGUCCAUAACAGCACUGAGCGCCCUUUCCCCUGUCCCGACUGCCCGAAGCGCUUCGCCGACCAGGCCCGCCUCACCAGCCACCGCCGAGCCCACGCCAGCGAGAGGCCCUUCCGCUGCGCGCAGUGCGGCAGGAGCUUCAGCCUGAAGAUCAGCCUGCUGCUCCACCAGCGGGGGCACGCGCAGGAGCGGCCUUUCUCCUGCCCGCAGUGUGGCAUUGACUUCAACGGCCACUCGGCCCUCAUUCGCCACCAGAUGAUCCACACAGGCGAGCGUCCUUACCCGUGCACUGACUGCAGUAAGAGCUUUAUGCGCAAGGAACACCUGCUGAACCACCGGCGGUUGCACACGGGCGAGCGGCCCUUCAGCUGCGCGCACUGCGGCAAGAGCUUCAUCCGCAAGCACCACCUCAUGAAGCACCAGCGCAUCCACACGGGCGAGCGCCCCUACCCCUGCGCCUACUGUGGCCGGAGCUUCCGCUACAAACAGACGCUCAAGGACCACCUGCGCUCUGGCCACAGUGGCGGCUGUGGGGGCGUUACUGACCCGUCUGGACAGCCGCCUGACCCCCCAGGUCCCCUCCUAACUGGGCUCGAAACCUCUGGCCUAGGCGUUAACACUGAAGCUCUAGAGGCCAGUCAGUGGUAUGGAGAAGGGAGUGGAGGGGGAGUUUUGUAAAUCUCCCGCCUUUCCUAGUUAUCCAUGCUCGCAGCUGGGCGAGAGAAGAGCCCAGAGCCCCUCUAGCCCCGCGGUAAUUACCAUCUGGCACGUUGAUGAAUUUGGGGUCCUAUACGCUUGACUAGAGACGUGCUUGAGUUUUGGAACUUAACAUUACAAGAGCACCACAUUUUGAAACCCAGAAAGAUCUGGAAAGAAGCCCAGUAUCCCCAUCUUUUCAAAAAUAUUACCUAAGCAGAAGUUAUAAGAAUGUUGCGGAGAGGUUGGAAAGCAAGAUUUGGCCUCCAGUAAUCUGUCACAGGGUAGUAGGUUGAUAAUAAUUGUAGCUCUAGGUAGAGACAGGUGUAUGGGAAGAGCCUCCAAAGCUUGAAGCCCAUGGUGAGGCACGGGAAUGUUUAACUUACAUGAAUUCCUUGAUGGUUAGAAGCAAGUGCCAAAGCCUGAGUCCAUGUUCCUGUUCCUCCCUGACACCAGCUCCAGUCUGCUCAGAGGCUCAUGUGCUGCCUCUCCCAAAUAACCAAGAUGGCCUUCCCAGGUUUCCUAGAUUCAUUCUUCUAAUACAUUUUAUUUAAUAUUGGGUGAGCAAGAAAUCUGACUUUAAAAGCUUCUUAAGGAGAACAGUUCUUAACUUUCACCAGCUUGAUUUGAAGCAAUCAUGCUCGUAGUGGCAUUUAAACUGCUAGAAACCUUUGCCAAGGUCCUGGUUAAAUCCCAGCUUUAAAAGCUAGAGAUCCCAGAGAAAUGACAGAACAGCCUAAAAUUUGUGCCUGAACCAUGUUUCUUGGAGUCAUUUAUGUCAAAUUCUUACUGUUUCCAAACCAAUAAGCUGGAUUUUCCAUUCCUGGUCUGAUAUUCUUGACAGUCAUCAGCAGAAAAGAUCACAGCACUUUCUGGAAGCAUUACGGAGUUUCAGAAAGUGCAGUGGACUCUCAGCUUUCAUCUCCUCAGUAGUGAGAUAAUAGUGUUAUGACGUAGCUUUCUUGAGCCGCCAGAGUAUGUGUGUGCUCCGUCUGGCUCCACCCCAUUGGCAGUGGACAGGCUAAGGGACUUCCUAGCUCAAUGAGAGCACCACGCACAGACAAGGACAGCCUCUUCCUGCUUGUUUCGCUUGUAGGGACCAUGGCUACCAUGUGUUCUUUUGUUGGGGUCUUUCAAUCACCUGGAAGCAUCUGAGCCUGGUCCCACUCCUGAGUGGCUUUGCACUUCAGCAUAAGUCCCUUGCCCUUUACAGAUAUCAAAUUUUCAUCUGCAGAAUGAGGCUGAUGAAAGGGAAAAAGUGAGCCCCAAGAAAUUAAAAAAAAAAAAAAAUUCUUGUGAUGCAUUCCUUCUCCUGCCAAAAUCCUAUCUCUAGUCUGGCUUCUAUCCAGGCACAGGCAAAUAAGACAGCAAAAUCAAAGCAGAGACAUUCUUGCUGAAACUUGACUGAAAUCAAUUUGAUUUGUUGUUUUACUCUUGCUUGGAGCCUGAGGUAGAAAACAGAAAAAAUGCAGAAGCCAUAAGUCUUGGGCAGAAAAGCUGUUUAUUCCUGCACUCUCUCAUUUCCCCUGAAUCUUCCUAAGAUGGCUGGAACAAGGUCUGCGAGUAUUUAGACAGGACACUUUCUUAAUGAAGUGAUAAGGGAAGGACUCAUUUUUUCCUUAUCACUUAGCCCAACCUUCAUCCUACCUAGUUAUGGGUAACCACACUAGGAAAAAGUGUGGUUACCCUGGCUAGCUUUGCUCCGGGAAGGCUCUGUCUGAACAUGCUGCACUGUAGGAUCAUAACAUUCAUAAAACAUAUGCUCUGUGACUUUCACAAUAACCGGGGAUCAUGGGAGACCUAAGAAAUGUGUGUGAGACCUAGUCUGCUGUCAUAACUUAGUCUGAAGGAGAUGAAAAAACCCAAGGGUAUGAAACAAACCAAGUCAGAUGAUGAGCAGAACCCUGGCAUAUUGCGAUUAAGAGUUUUUUAGCUAGAAUCUGGACCCAUACUAUGGGAAAAUUUGGAUGUUCUGGGAAUCCCAAAGCCAGGGUUCCAGUUUCACUAGAGUGAACCCACUAGGAAUUUGAGGGUGAGAUCCAGCUCUGGUUUGCACCUUGAUCUCUCUAAUGAAAAGGGCGAAGAGUCAAAGUGCUCACUUUAGGUGGUGAGCUCCCUUUUCUGAACGGGUUUAAGCAUUUGCCACAGUGUGCUGGAGAAGGCGUUCCUACACUAGGUGUGAUGUUGGACUAGAUAACAUGGAAAAUCCUUUUUUACUUAAAGAUUUACUGAGGACACAGAGCUUAUUAAUGAGAGAGCCCUGUGGGUUAGGAUGCUGCAAAUAGAUCCUACAGUCCCUUCUGCAAGGAACUGUGGCCAAACUUUGGCAAGAAGUGAACACAGUUGAAAUACCAAUGAGGCGAGAAGCUGAAUGAAAGGGGAUGGGCAGGGCUGUGCUAGAAAGAUGGAAGUAGGUGUUAUCCUAACCCUCAGGCCUCAUACAAACUAGGGGGUUCAACUAUUGUACGUUCUGGUCUCCUUUGCCUCCACCAAUCCUCCAUCAGGUAGAACUCCAGGCCAGCUCUAAGUUAGAGUUUGUUUCCUUAAGAUUCAAGGGUAGAGAAGUAAAAUGGAUCAGUGGAAAAGAUAAAGUCCAACAGCAAGGUUUAGGUGUGUAGAGGAGAAACUCUUGGCCCAUCAAAGGCUCCUGAGAGAAACCAUGCAGUUAACUCUGCAGUUGAAGUACCUGAGGAUUGGUUGUCAUGACCAGACAAGAUACGAAAGAGGAAAACCCAGAACCGUGCUCUUCAUCAGUCUGCCCUCUGGGCAAGAAGUCUACUCUCUCACGUGAAUGGGCCCUAUCUCCUCAGAGUGGAUCCAGAUGUUGACUAUAACCAGAUCCACACUUUGCUGACUAAGUUUUUCAUCAUCACCAUUAGAUGAACCUCUGAUUCAGCCACAGAUGUGAAAAUAAAUGGAAGUUGAUUGCUUGUCCAGAAAGUGAAAGAAGAUGACUCUGCUCCUUUCUGCUGGAUAUUUGAUAUUGGUGACACCAUAGCUGGGCUCUAGCUAGAGCAGGGCUUUACAUCACUUCCCUCAUCAUUAAUAAUCGUCUGCAGAGUUUCCAUUGGAGGACUCUUCUGAGCUGCUUUCUGGAGCAUUUUUGAGAGAUUUGAGUGUCCAUGCGUAUCUCAACCAGGACAAGACCCUAUGGCUUGCUGGGAAAUAACAAAUGUUCACUGUCUCAGUCCACAAAAGCCUUGU
Molecule: messenger RNA, 5394 nt
Organism: Diceros bicornis minor
Lineage: Eukaryota; Metazoa; Chordata; Mammalia; Perissodactyla; Rhinocerotidae
Gene: ZNF398
Product: zinc finger protein 398
Exons: 6
Coding region: 247-2172 (641 amino acids)
Biological process (GO): regulation of transcription by RNA polymerase II; central nervous system development
Cellular component (GO): nucleus
Molecular function (GO): RNA polymerase II cis-regulatory region sequence-specific DNA binding; DNA-binding transcription factor activity, RNA polymerase II-specific
Source: RefSeq, a predicted model, not a curated record